Messenger RNA from Sclerotinia sclerotiorum 1980 UF-70, 165 nucleotides. RefSeq lists its product with no specific name. The transcript has a single exon. The coding region runs from base 1 to 165 and encodes 54 amino acids. NCBI's taxonomy places the organism in Eukaryota, Fungi, Ascomycota, Leotiomycetes, Helotiales, Sclerotiniaceae. The record is from RefSeq and is a predicted model, not a curated record.
AUGUCUCUACUACUCUCAUACUGCCACCCACUACUAUCUGCGUACUGCUGCAUACGGGAGAACUACUCCAUCACGUCGUACUUUUCCUCCCCGGCUUCUCAAGCUGUUAAUGGUAACGUUACGGCAGCUGGAUUGGUAGUCUCGCGUCGAGUUCUCCGCACCUAG